ACACAAAGCACAGAUGACGUUGCAGUCCGUCCACUAGUCUCUUCCGCCUCAUAUCAGUUGUCCGUCCUCUGUCCCAUGACGGCGAAUAACUAAUCCUCCAACACCGUCUGGCGUCAUUUACCAACACAUUUAUUACGAACAAAAUGAGUGAAGCUGUCGACACCACGACGCUGUGUCUCUUCGAUGUGGACGGGACGCUGACUGCCGCCCGACAGAGGGUGACUCCCGGGAUGGAGGACUUUCUGCAGCGUCUGCGGCGGCGUGUUCGAGUCGGCGUGGUGGGGGGGUCGGACUUCAUCAAGAUCAAAGAACAACUGGGAGAUGAUGUGGUCGAGAAGGUGGACUAUCUGUUUGCUGAAAACGGAUUGGUGGCCUAUCAGAAUGGACAGCUGGUAGCAGUACAGAGUAUCCAGGCGUACAUGGGGGAGGAUCUUCUUCAAGACUUCAUCAACUUCUGUCUCAACUACCUGGCCAAGAUUACACUACCCAGGAAGAGGGGGACGUUUAUAGAGUUCCGUAAUGGAAUGUUGAACGUGUCACCGGUCGGGCGGAGCUGUAGUCAGGAGGAGAGGAUAGAGUUCUACCAGCUGGACCAAAAAGAACGAAUCAGAGAGAAGUUUGUUGCCGUUCUUCAAGAGGAGUUUAAAGGCAAAGGACUGACCUUCUCUAUAGGUGGUCAGAUCAGUUUUGAUGUGUUCCCAGAGGGCUGGGACAAGCGUUACUGUCUGGGCCUGGUAGAGAAAGACUCCUAUAAAACCAUACACUUCUUUGGAGACAAAACUAAACCUGGGGGAAACGACUAUGAGAUCUAUGCAGAUCCCAGAACCAUCGGACAUGAAGUCACCUGCCCUGAAGAUACACAACGUAUCUGUCAAGACCUGUUCUUCAACUGACACACAGCAGUAAUCAGAUGUCUGAAGUGCCAAAAAGAUGUCCUGCCCUACCAUGUGAUCGUUAGGGCUUUAUGGAAUUCAUCUGGGAGUUCCCUGAUGCAUACAACACCGCUUUGGUGACACCCCUGUUUAGUAAACGAAUGGUUUUGACCGCUGGGAACUAUGGAAAAUGAAGCUUCUUCCAACUGUGUGUUUCUGCACAUUAACUUUAUCCACUUCCUGGAACCAUGAAAAACCGCUAUUGGUUCAACUAUAUUGACAUUGUUUGGGGUUUUAGGCUGGGUUUCUGUGUAUCACUUUGUUGCAUCGGCUGUUGUAAAAAGGGCUUUAUAAAUAAAUCUGAUUGAAAACCCCUCCUAAAAUUAA
This is a messenger RNA of Oncorhynchus kisutch (coho salmon), 1259 nucleotides long. Its product is annotated as phosphomannomutase 2-like. Lineage: Eukaryota; Metazoa; Chordata; Actinopteri; Salmoniformes; Salmonidae. Gene Ontology annotation, biological process: protein N-linked glycosylation; GDP-mannose biosynthetic process; mannose metabolic process. Gene Ontology annotation, molecular function: phosphomannomutase activity. The transcript has 8 exons. The coding region runs from base 144 to 893 and encodes 249 amino acids. The record is from RefSeq and is a predicted model, not a curated record. Gene Ontology annotation, cellular component: cytosol.